AUGGCCCUAGCAGCAUUUACUUCCACCAGCGCUCUUGCCGGCGGUAAAGAAUUCAAUCCAACCACGAAUCUCAUCGUGCCUGAAACCCCUCGACCCAUGCUGGAACCGAUCAAUGAUACACGCAACUAUCGUAUGCACGGAAAAAAGGGAAAAGAUGACAAGACGUGGUUCGAUGGACGGGAAAUGCGCUAUAUUUACUGUAUCCGGCCGGCCAAAUGUGAGCCGCUGCGGCACAAGUCGUGCCUCGGAUCCACAUUACCAUACGCCUCGAUCAGUCUAGAUUUGACUGAUUCUUACAGCCAGGAAGAAGCGCACAACAAGCUGUACCACUACAAUGCACUGCGCCAUGUCCCCAAGUGUUGGGCCGUAAUUCAGCCAUUCCUGUGUGCCGUGUUCACCCCAAAGUGUGAAAAGAUUAACGGCCAAGAAAUGGUGUAUCUUCCAUCGCUAGAAAUGUGCAAAAUCACACUCGAACCGUGCCGGAUUCUCUACAAUACAAGCUUUUUCCCAGCAUUUCUACGCUGCAAUGAAACACUGUAUCCGUCCAAAUGCAACAACGAUGUGCGCGAGGAGAUGAAGUUUAACGCGACCGGCAAGUGCUUGAAGCCACUGGUCGCGGCCGAUCUGCCCGGCAACUACUAUAAGGACAUUGAUGGAUGCGGGUUGCAGUGCAAAGAUCCGCUCUAUAGCGACCACGAGCACCGGCAGAUACACAAGUUGAUUGCUUGGGGUGCUGGCAUUUGUCUCACGUUUAAUGUCUUCACGCUGGCCACGUUCGCCAUCGAUUGGCACAAUGCGAACAAGUAUCCGGCCUUGGUAAUAUUUUAUAUUAAUUUCUGCUUCGCCAUAUCGUGCCUCGGAUGGCUGGCACAGUUCACUCCGGGUGGCCGGGAAGAUAUUGUGUGUCGAAAAGAUGGUACCCUGCGCACGGCAGAACCAAGCGCUGGUGAAAAUCUCUCCUGCAUCGUUGUUUUCAUCCUUGUAUACUACUUUCUGAUCGCAGCCAUGGUGUGGUUCGUAAUCUUUACGUACGUGUGGCAUAUGAGUUUUAAGGCGAUUGGAAAAAUACAGGACCGGAUUGACAAGAAGGGUUCCUACUUCCAUCUGAUCGCGUGGUCGCUACCGCUUGUCCUAACGAUCACCAUCAUGGCGUUGAGCGAGAUCGACGGCAAUAGCACCGUCGGCAUCUGUUUCGUAGGAUACCUCAAUCAUCCGAUCCGUGCCGGGUUACUGCUCGGGCCAGUCAUUUGCGUUUUGCUCAUCGGAGGCUAUUUUCUUGGCCGCGGUCUGCUGACAUUGAUCCGGUUGCGUAUCUCGAGCAAGGAGAUUAUCUCGGCCCGAGCAAGCCGCAAGAUUCAUCAGACCAUCGUGAGGAUGGCUUUUUGCACGAUGUCCACAUUCGUCUGUAUCGUAGGGACCGUUUUCUUCCAUGUGCACGAGUUCCGACACAGCUCUUCCUGGGCGAGCGCACUGCGUGAUUACAUCAUAUGCAGGAUCGGAGCUACAUUUACUGAUGAUCUAUCUGGUGGUACCGGUGGCGGCUGCCGUAUCGAGCAUCGACCGAGCGUGGCAAUAUUGCAGCUCCACCUGAUCUGUCUGUUCGGGUCCGGUGUCGUCAUGUCUUCGUGGGUGUGGACUAACUCUACGCUCGAAUCCUGGAGUCGGUAUUUUCGGCGACGCUUCGGUACCGACACGGACGAACCGGUCAAGCUGCAGAAGCAUAAGGUCAUUGCGCAAGCGUUCGCAAAGCGUAAGGAGUUCCAGAACCAGGGCCGGCUCUCGAUUUCGUUUCACAACUCGCACACCGAUCCAGUUGGUUUAAAAUUCGAUAUCAACUCGGCGAUCGGAAGUCACGAUUUCAGCUCUACGUGGGCAAACAAUCUGCCGCGAUUCGUAAACCGAAGAUGCGCCUUGACCGGGGCGGCCACCAGCUCCAGCCACGAUCCGCGAAAAAAUUCGGUCGACUCGGAGAUUAGCUUCAGCGUGAGGCAUGUUUCGGUCGAAUCCCGGCGCAACUCGAUCGACUCACAGGUUUCGGUGAAAAUUGCCGAGGUAAAGACGAAAAUGGCCAGCCGGAGCAGCCGAGGGCCAGUUGGAGGAGCGAGUGGCGGCAAACAUCACAAGGGGACGCGCUCCAGUAGAAGGCGGGAUUUCGGUGGUGGUUCGGGUGCAACGGGUGGUAGAAGGUUUGGGCGGAAGGAGAGCAGCACCUCGGUGGAAUCGCAGAUCAUAACGGCGGCCCUGCAAAAAACAACCGGCGGAAGACGCUCAAGUGGCCACAGUACACUUCCAGCCGCGGGAUCGUUCGGUGCGGGUAAUAUGCAACGGCGUACCGGAAUCGGGGCAAUGGAUGCUGAUCAGAUCAAUGAUCUCAUCUCUAACGGCAAACUGUUGCUGCCGUUUUUGCACCAACAAGGAUUGACAACAUCCGAGGACGAUAACGUUUCCGUCGGCUCGUUUAAAAUGCACGAUUCUAAGUUCGACAUCAUUCUCAAGCAGAUCGAGAACGGCCAUCAUCAGCCACACAGUGGACGGGCGGUUGUAGGUGUUAGCAGCGGUGUGGCCACAAACGUGGCAGGGAGAGACGGGAACAGCGGAUGUCGUAUCGCGGAGUAUCGAAGCAGUGAUGAUGACGAUUCGGAAGAAGAGGACGAUGUCGAUGAUGCCGUGGCCGAACGGCAAACGAUGCUAAGUGGCACAAGGAUCGCCGGAACCUUGCGACCAAUAUUGGCAGCUCCGGGACGCGAUGGUGGUGAUACUGUCACGGCCAGAAUAGAUGCCGUCGGAGGGAACGACAAUAGUGUGGAACCGUUGCGUGGUAGCAAGGAAGGCGGAGGACGCGCAGCGAAUAAGAGUAGCGCAAGCAAAAGUGGUCGCAAUCGAAAGGGAACCGGUGGAGCUGGUACGGGUGGAAGUUUACGACACGGAACGAUGCGAAAAUCACAACAUCAUCAUCAUCAACACAGCCGUGGUACUUCGAUUCGGAAGGAACGCGAAAAGAAGGAAAAGUCUCGCGCCAGCUUACGGGCCGUAGAACGUGAGAAAGAGCUCGAGCUUCUGGAGCGUGCUGGCGUUGAACGCACAGGGACAGAUUUAUUGUACGACUUAAAUGAUUCCUCCUUCACCUCGUACUGCUCCGAGCUAUCGCCGCUAAACGUGAACAGUUCCUAUUCCGGUGUAUCAAUCGCGAAAACAAAUUCGAGAAACUCAAAACGAAGCUGCGACGUUGGGAUUCAGACGAAUGCACACGAGAUCGCUACACAGACGAUGUCAUCGUUCGAGUUUAGUGAGAAAGCGAUGAAAAAUGAAGAGAAUGAAGACAUUUACACCGAAAACCAUCAACUGCUGCCCAAACUGCUACAGCCGGUAGUCGCGCCCGCGCCGGCUGUCCCUAGUGCUAUUGCAUCCCGGAAAACCCGCGACCCUAGCGAAUCCGGGAUGAGCGAAGCGGAAAAACUGAAAAUGCUUCUUUUACCAUCAAAAUAAUUACUUUACAGCCAUAGCCACGAUCGAAGAUGCUGCUCUAUGAACCUGUGAACAGCUGAUCUUCUGAUGAACUUGAUCGUAUUUUGAACAGCGAACAGCGAAUUGAGGAUGCAAAACAACGAAACGAAAUUCAGGUGCCUUUUGACCAAUUUUUCUAUGAGUUUUGAUCUAAUGUAAAAUAAAAUAAGCAAGUAAUGAUAGUGAUAACUUUUAAUACAAACAUAUUGUCAAAACAUACAUUUUACAAGACAAGAUACCUUGACAAUACGUUGGGCUAUAGUCCAAUAUGAGAAUCUCCUCUCAAAACUCUUUUACUCAGCAGCAGGAGAAGGCCUUCUUGCAAAUAGAUAGUAAACGUACACGCCAAUUACACUCAAUUAAUCAGAAUUGGAGCUUAAACCAUGCUCAAAAAUACAUAAAAGGAGCAAGACUGACAAAAGUUUAAGAACAGAACAAAGAGAGAAUACUCUAGCCAAAAAAAGAGAUUGAAAAAUAAAAUAAAAAUAGUGCUUCCAAAAUAAUGUAAAUCUUAUUUUUACAAAAGACAACGAACGUGACACAAUAUUUCAGAGCAAAACAAAGCAAUUAAAAUCCUGUGAAUGAUGGGUGAUGUGCGUAUCUGAAAUUUUAAUGAUACGGAGUUUCCUCCAAAGGCAUUCUUCAUCUUUUUUAUACCCCUUUUUUCUAACCGUGUGGCCAUCAAUUGCCUGAAGUAUUUUGCAAGCUAUUUUGUCAUGAUUUUGCAUAGAAACAGUUAUG
This is a messenger RNA of Anopheles cruzii, 4245 nucleotides long. RefSeq names its product protein smoothened (gene smo). NCBI's taxonomy places the organism in Eukaryota, Metazoa, Arthropoda, Insecta, Diptera, Culicidae. Gene Ontology annotation, biological process: central nervous system development; commissural neuron axon guidance; positive regulation of smoothened signaling pathway. Gene Ontology annotation, molecular function: transmembrane signaling receptor activity; patched binding. Gene Ontology annotation, cellular component: plasma membrane; cilium; dendrite. The record is from RefSeq and is a predicted model, not a curated record. The transcript is spliced from 3 exons. Bases 1 to 3486 code for a protein of 1161 amino acids.